This is a messenger RNA of Trichomycterus rosablanca, 2670 nucleotides long. It is a transcript of the gene pcolceb, whose product is annotated as procollagen C-endopeptidase enhancer b. Bases 19 to 1926 code for a protein of 635 amino acids. Gene Ontology annotation, biological process: proteolysis. The transcript is spliced from 9 exons. Lineage: Eukaryota; Metazoa; Chordata; Actinopteri; Siluriformes; Trichomycteridae. Gene Ontology annotation, molecular function: peptidase activator activity; collagen binding; protein binding. The record is from RefSeq and is a predicted model, not a curated record.
UCCUCACUGAAAGCAAGGAUGAAGGCUGGAGUGUGUGUGUGGUGUGUGGGCCUUUUGUUUUUGGGGUUCAGAUGGGCACAAGGACAAAGCCAAACCAACUUCACAAGGCCGAUUUUCCUGUGCGGUGGUCAUUUAACAACAGAUUCAGGCUUUGUGGCUAGUGAAGACUUCCCCUCUCACUACAAACCAGAUUCCAAAUGCACCUGGUACAUCACUGUUCCAGAGGGACAAGUGGUCAUGCUGCAGUUCCGUAUCUUCGACCUGGAGGCAGACCCAACCUGCCGAUAUGACUAUCUGGAUGUGUAUAAUGGUCACUCGUAUACAGUGCAGAAGCUGGGCCGAUUAUGCGGGACAUUUCGGCCUGGUGCUCUUAUCUCCACCUCCAAUACCAUGAUGCUGGAGAUGGUGUCGGACUCUGGCAAAGGAGGGCGAGGCUUUUUGGCCUUUUUCAGCGGUGGAAAGCCACAUGUAGAGGAAAAUGAGUUCUGUGGUGGCAGGCUGACCUCAUCCCAAGGAUCGAUAAAGACUCCAAACUGGCCUGAUUCAAACUACCCAGCUGGCAUCAGCUGCUCCUGGCAUGUCACUGUACAAAACAACAUGGUGAUUGAAGUGAAGUUUGAAAAGCUGGACCUGGAAGCUGACAAAUAUUGUCGUUUCGAUUACGUGGCUUUGUUUAACGGUGGGGAAACAGAAAGUUCACGACGUAUAGGCAAAUUCUGCAGUGACACUGUACCAAAGACUGUCGUCACCAAUGGGAAUGAACUGUUGGUGCAGUUUGUUUCUGACUUGAGUGUGACAGGAGCAGGAUUCAUGGCUCAUUAUAACAGCAUCCCACGUGGCUCACAAAGCCCAACACCAACCCUGGACACUGUUUCUGGACCUAGAGUGGACACGGAUGCCGUUGCUAGAAAAGCUGUGCCCAAACCUAAACCCACAAAUAAACCUAAGCUUAUUCCUAAACCCAAGCUUAUUCCUAAACCCAAUACUACAAGUAAACCCAAACUUACACCUACACCAAUUACUACAAGUAAACCCAAACCUACACCUACACCCUUUACUACAAGUAAACCCAAAACUACACUUACACCCUUUACUACAAGUAAACCCAAAACUACACCUAAACCUAGACCUCCAUCUAAAUCUAAAUUUGUUAUUAAAACUAAAGCAACACCAAAACCCCCAUCUAGGCCACCAAAGCUUAAGCCUGCCAGACCAUCUCCCAAGCCAGCCAGGGCUGUAAAUAAGCCUAAACUACCAAGACCCACAUAUAGGCCUAAACCCAGGCCUACACAAAAACCUGUUGCAAGGGUUACACCAAAACCUGCAGUAAAACCAACUCUGAAGCCUAGGGCUAAACCGACUCCAAAACCUAAGCCAACAUUAAAGCCUGUGUUGAAAGCUACCCCCAAACCAGGAACCAAGCCAGUGAAAUCAACUGUGGCACCUAAAAUCAAGCCUAAACUUGUUGUCAAAGCUACCAUGAAGCCAAGGCCUAAACCUGGAACCAGAACUAGCAUUAAGACUACAACAGCUGGAACAAAGAUAUCACAAGCAGAUCCACAGUGUGCACAACCAUGUACCAGGACAGGAACACUUCUGACUAGCUUCUGUCCCAGUGACUUUGUGAUGACAGGGAAGGUGACAUCAGUGACUCCAGGGCCCCGUGGCAGCGCUGAGGUGGAUGUGUACAUUAUGAAGGCAUAUAAGAAAGAUCGACUUAACAUCAUCAAGAGAGGCCCUCUAAUGACUGUGACUCUCACUGUCCCCUGUAUGAAGUGCCCUGCCCUGCGUAAAGGAAGUAACUAUGUGAUGAUGGGGAAGGUGAAUGAAGAGGGACGUGCCAUUUUGAAUCCUUCCAGCUUUGUGCUUCUUCAUAAGGCUGUACAUGAUAAAGCACUAACCAUUCUUGCAAAGAAAGCAUGCUGACCUCAUCUGCAUCUACCAAUCACAGUACUGCAAAAUAACAUCAUACACUGUAUGAUAUGACAUACAGUAUAAUUUCAAGUUCUUAUAUGUUAAUAACAACAUAUACUUCAGAUUUUACCAUUUUAUCAGCUGUUUAUAUAUCCUGGUGCUAUAAAUGAAGAGCAUAUUGACUUAAGUUGAAAUACUAACCACUUCAACAUGAAACUAAAUGUGGAAACACAAAAUACAAAAAAAGACUUUUUCUACAUUACAUUACACCAUUUCUACAUAUUCUAAUUAAUAAUAAAGACACCAUUCAACUACCCCCACCUUUUAGAAGGAUGGAGGUUAGUGAGGAAUGGUCAAACAAUCUAGGGCUCAUUUGCCAAUUCUGCAAACAAGUAUUCAGAAAUGAACACAACAUUGUGCAGUGGUUUCAGAGCUAAUGGACUGUUAUCUUUUGGCCACUACAUUUUACAGCUUAUUUGUAAAACUGCCUGUGCAAUCUCAUGCCAUGCAUGGUGCUGUGUAAAUGACAGUCAUUUUCAGUGGUCCAGAUUUCUUUUCUGAUAAAGAUACUGUCAUUAUAGUUUUAAGGGUAAAUAAAUGAAUUCUUGCUCUUGGACUUUUAACUGAAAAUAACUAUAUGUGACUGAUUUGAUUCAAAUUUAAGUCACAUAAACAUUAGAAUGUGACACAUUUAUUUGCUAUGUGUUUGUGCUAUUUGUAACAUUUCAACAACAGUGAUUAAAGGACUUAACUACA